Molecule: messenger RNA, 798 nt
Organism: Drosophila willistoni
Lineage: Eukaryota; Metazoa; Arthropoda; Insecta; Diptera; Drosophilidae
Product: protein THEM6
Exons: 2
Coding region: 125-706 (193 amino acids)
Source: RefSeq, a predicted model, not a curated record
UUGUGUCAGUUGUAACUUGUCCGGCCUGGCGAUCGGUUGCUCCCACUGCGUAGCGUGUUUCAUCAGUAUUCCUAUACUUAAACUUGCGAGAGAGACAGAUAGAGAGAGAGAGAGCAGUGGGAUAAUGUCGUGGCUGGUGCUUUUACUGAUCCUCUAUGUGAUCUGGGAUGUAAACUACUUCAUUCGCUGUGUAUUCACCGUGUUUGCCGGCAAGCUGUUUCAGCGAAAACGCAAAGUCACCGACACCACCACCAUCUAUGGCCUGUGCACCUCCCAGGAUGUGGACAUAUUCAUCCGGCACAUGAACAAUGCCCGCUACCUGCGUGAACUGGACUUUGCCCGUUUCCACUUUUACGCUCUGACCGGUCUCUAUGAGCGUAUACGGGAGCAGCGCGGUGGGGCCGUCCAAGGAGCCAGCAGUGUACGCUAUCGUCGCACCAUACCCAUUUUCCAUCCGUAUAAGAUUCAGACGAAGCUCAUUUGGUGGGAUGAUAAGGCCAUCUAUUUGGAGCAACAAUUUGUUACCCUCUCGGAUGGUUUCGUGCGCGCCAUCGCCAUGUCGAAGCAAUCGAUCACCAAUUGCAAUGUCCUCGAUAUCCUCAAGAAGUAUCCAGAGGCCAAGCAGAGGCCAGAAAUGCCCACCGAACUGAAACUCUGGCUGGAUGCCAUCGAAUUGUCCAGCCAGAAGUUGCGUAAGGAGAAAUGAAACUGAUGCAGACUAUGUUCGAUAUCAUUUGCAUAAUAUCGAAUGAUAUUAGUGAUUAAGUCGCUACCUCUCUUCUGUUUUUUCUUUUCGCU